Pan troglodytes (chimpanzee) is the source of this 2051-nucleotide messenger RNA. It is a transcript of the gene TAFAZZIN, whose product is annotated as tafazzin, phospholipid-lysophospholipid transacylase. The record is from RefSeq and is a predicted model, not a curated record. Gene Ontology annotation, molecular function: 1-acylglycerophosphocholine O-acyltransferase activity. Gene Ontology annotation, biological process: inner mitochondrial membrane organization; cardiolipin acyl-chain remodeling. NCBI's taxonomy places the organism in Eukaryota, Metazoa, Chordata, Mammalia, Primates, Hominidae. The coding region runs from base 601 to 1329 and encodes 242 amino acids. Gene Ontology annotation, cellular component: mitochondrial membrane. The transcript is spliced from 12 exons.
GCUUUCCGGCGGUUGCACCGGGCCGGGGUGCCAGCGCCCGCCUUCCCGUUUCCUCCCGUUCCGCAGCGCGCCCACGGCCUGUGACCCCGGCGACCGCUCCCCAGUGACGAGAGAGCUGGGCCGGGCGCUGCUCCGGCCUGACCUGCGAAGGGACCUCGGUCCAGUCCCCUGUUGCGCCGCGUCCCCUGUCCGUCCGUGCGCGGGCCAGUCAGGGGCCAGUGUCUCGAGCGGUCGAGGUCGCAGACCUAGAGGCGCCCCACAGGCCGGCCCGGGGCGCUGGGAGCGCCGGCCGCGGGCCGGGUGGGGAUGCCUCUGCACGUGAAGUGGCCGUUCCCCGCGGUGCCGCCGCUCACCUGGACCCUGGCCAGCAGCGUCGUCAUGGGCUUGGUGGGCACCUACAGCUGCUUCUGGACCAAGUACAUGAACCACCUGACCGUGCACAACAAGGAGGUGCUGUACGAGCUCAUCGAGAACCGAGGCCCGGCCACGCCCCUCAUCACCGUGUCCAAUCACCAGUCCUGCAUGGACGACCCUCAUCUCUGGGGGAUCCUGAAACUCCGCCACAUCUGGAACCUGAAGUUGAUGCGUUGGUGAGGAGGAAUGGGCCCCUCGAAGUGGGCCGGGCCGGCCCCACCUGCCUCUGCCCAGAUUUGCCCUCCUCCUGCUCUGCCCAGGAGGACCCCUGCAGCUGCAGACAUCUGCUUCACCAAGGAGCUACACUCCCACUUCUUCAGCUUGGGCAAGUGUGUGCCUGUGUGCCGAGGAGCAGAAUUUUUCCAAGCAGAGAAUGAGGGGAAAGGUGUUCUAGACACAGGCAGGCACAUGCCAGGUGCUGGAAAAAGAAGAGAGAAAGCGUCCCCAGGCUUCCAGCCAGCACGCAGCAGCCAACAUUGGCUUCAGAAGGAAGGAGGAGAUGGCGUCUACCAGAAGGGGAUGGACUUCAUUUUGGAGAAGCUCAACCAUGGGGACUGGGUGCAUAUCUUCCCAGAAGGGAAAGUGAACAUGAGUUCCGAAUUCCUGCGUUUCAAGUGGGGAAUCGGGCGCCUGAUUGCUGAGUGUCAUCUCAACCCCAUCAUCCUGCCCCUGUGGCAUGUCGGAAUGAAUGACGUCCUUCCUAACAGUCCGCCCUACUUCCCCCGCUUUGGACAGAAAAUCACCGUGCUGAUCGGGAAGCCCUUCAGUGCCCUGCCUGUACUCGAGCGGCUCCGGGCGGAGAACAAGUCGGCUGUGGAGAUGCGGAAAGCCCUGACGGACUUCAUUCAAGAGGAAUUCCAGCAUCUGAAGACUCAGGCAGAGCAGCUCCACAACCACCUCCAGCCUGGGAGAUAGGCCUUGCUUGCUGCCUUCUGGAUUCUUGGCCUGCACAGAGCUGGGGCUGAGGGAUGGACUGAUGCUUUUAGCUCAAACGUGGCUUUUAGACAGAUUUGUUCAUAGACCCUCUCAAGUGCCCUCUCCGAGCUGGUAGGCAUUCCAGCUCCUCCGUGCUUCCUCAGUUACACAAAGGACCUCAGCUGCUUCUCCCACUUGGCCAAGCAGGGAGGAAGAAGCUUAGACAGGGCUCUCUUUCCUUCUUGCCUUCAGAUGUUCUCUCCCAGGGGCUGGCUUCAGGAGGGAGCAUAGAAGGCAGGUGAGCAACCAGUUGGCUAGGGGAGCGGGGGGCCCACCAGAGCUGUGGAGAGGGGACCCUAAGACUCCUCGGCCUGGCUCCUACCCACCGCCCUUGCCGAACCAGGAGCUGCUCACUGCCUUCUCAGGGAUGGCCGUUGGCCACGUCUUCCUUCUGCCUGAGCUUCCCCCCUACCACAGGCCCUUUCCUCAGGCAAGGUCUGGCCUCAGGUGGGCCGCAGGCGGGAAGAGCAGCCCUUGGCCAGAAGUCAAGCCCAGCCACGUGGAGCCUAGAGUGAGGGCCUGAGGUCUGGCUGCUUGCCCCCAUGCUGGGGCCAACAACUUCUCCAUCCUUUCUGCCUCUCAACGUCACUUGAAUCCUAGGGCCUGGGUUUUCAUGUUUUUGAAACAGAACCAUAAAGCAUAUGUGUUGGCUUGUUGUAAAA